AGACGUGGAGGAAAGUGAGAUGUAGCGAGCUAUGGCUAGCGACAUUGUUGCUUAUGAUAACAGUUAGCGUUCGGUCGGUCUUAACGUUAGUCCGCUAGUUAACCUCAAACUAGCGGGUUAGCUUACGGUUACAUCAAAGAUCUGAUCAGACAGUGCUAUUCCGGCAAACCAACGUUAGCUAGCUAAUAACGAACUAUAUUUAACGUUUUGAAAACUAUCCUCAGUAGCCAACGUUAAUACUGAAGAAUCGUUUAAGUUUACGGUAGCUAGAACGAAUAACUCGUAUUGUUCGCUUCCAGUUAUCAUAGCUAGUCUAGAUAACGUUAGCUUUGAAUUUGAAUAGCUAGCUGGCUGAGUUUCUUCCAGAUUUUUUUCGUUACAGAUUGUGACAGGCUAUCGGUGACAUGUGAUUUUGGAAUAAAUAUUUAACCUGGAAAGAGCUGUUUCUCUGGUUAUCCAUAUGUAGGCCUCGUGUGAUGCCUCGGUGUGCAGUCAAACAUUGUGUUGAGCCAGUCCAGCUCUGGCCAGAUCGAAGAAGACCUGAAAUCCCUUAACUUCAUAGGUCAGGAUAGAUUAGGCUACAUCGCCGAAACGAAGUGGGCAAAUUUCGGCUGCCUAGUACAUGCACUGUGUCUAUGACCUCCCUGGCAGGCCAGCCGGAGAAAUGUACCCCCCCACAAGAAAGGAUUUUGUGUCUUUAACCCUGUCUGAGCGGGACCCCCGUACCUACAAUAACGGGAAGCAGUGGCGCAGGCAGUCCUGCUGGAGGAAAUGGAAGCAGCUGUCCAGGUUGCAGAGGACUCUGGUCCUGGUGGCGCUGCCGCUCACGGUGGUGUGUUUGUUUGCGGCGUACCCCGGCCUGGCCGGACGCUGGAGAGUUUGGUCACGUGACCGUGUGUCCACAGGCCUGUCCGACAUGGCGGUGAAGGAGGACCCAGGGAAGGGGCGCGACCUGAAGCCCGACGUCCCAGGAGCGGUCCCAGGGGUCAUCGCCGAGCCCCCCAAACAGAACGUGCCCGUCCUGCCUGAGGCUGCUCCAGUGAGGAGACCGUUCCCCAAGCGCGGACCCCCUGGCCUGCAGAGCCGCAUGCAGAAGAGAGGGAACGCGUCAGACUCGCAGGUGGAGGAGGAGAAGCCGGCGGUGAAGAGCGGGGAGCAGGGCGGAGGAGAGAAGCCGCUGGUCAGCUGGAGAGGGGCCAUCAUCGAGGCAGAUCAGACCACCGACCCACAGCCGUCGUUGCAGGGGAAGGAGCGGGACGCGGCGCCUGGGGAACCCCCUGGGGUCACCCCGCAGAAGCCCGUUACUGACCCAGUGAAGAGGCAGGAGGCAGUAAAAGAGGCUUUCAGACACGCCUGGAAGGGCUACAAGGAUUUUGCCUGGGGUCACGACGAGCUGAAGCCCAUCACCAAGUCUUUCGGGGAGUGGUUUAACCUGGGCCUGACCCUCAUCGACGCCCUCGACACCAUGUGGAUCCUGGGCCUGAAAGAAGAGUUCGAGGAGGCCAAGGCCUGGGUGGCCACGGAGCUGUCCUUCUCCAAGAACGUAGACGUGAACCUGUUUGAGAGCACCAUCCGCAUCCUGGGCGGCCUCCUGAGCACCUACCACCUGACCGGCGACGCCCUGUUCCUGGACAAGGCUAGAGACAUAGGGUCCAGGCUGAUGCCCGCCUUCAACACCCCCUCCAAAAUCCCGUACUCGGACGUGAACAUCGGGAAGGGCACGGCGCACUCGCCCCGCUGGACGUCGGACAGCACCGUGGCGGAAGUGACCAGCAUCCAGCUGGAGUUCCGCGAGCUGAGCCGGCUCACUCAGGACCCGCGCUAUAGGGACGCCGUGGACGAAGUGAUGAGGCUGGUGCACAAGCUGGACGGGAAGCACGAGGGCCUGGUGCCCAUGUUCAUCAACACCAACAGCGGGCAGUUCACCCACCUGGGCGUGUACACGCUGGGGGCGCGCGCCGACAGCUACUACGAGUACCUGCUGAAGCAGUGGGUCCAGGGCGGGAAGAGGGAGACCGAGCUACUGGAGGACUACCUGAAGUCCAUGGAGGGGGUGAAGAAGAAUCUGCUGAGGAAGUCGUCUCCCAGUGGACUCACCUUCGUGGGGGAGCUGUCCCACGGCCACUUCAGCCCCAAAAUGGACCACCUGGUGUGCUUCCUGCCGGGCACGCUGGCGCUGGGCGCCCACCACGGCCUGCCCGGGGACCACAUGGAGCUGGCCCAGCGGCUGAUGGAGACCUGCUACCAGAUGUACGCGCAGAUGGAGACGGGCCUGAGCCCCGAGAUCGUGCACUUCAACAUGCAGGCCGGCGAGAGCCGAGACGUGGACGUCAAGCUCGCAGACAGACACAACCUCUUGCGGCCAGAGACGGUGGAGAGCCUGUUCUACCUGUACAGGUUCACCAAAGACCGCAAGUACCAGGACUGGGGCUGGGAGAUCUUCCAGAACUUCAACAAGUACACCAGGGUGCCCUCCGGUGGUUACACCUCCAUCAACAACGUCCGUAACCCCGAGGACCCUAACCCCCGGGACAAGAUGGAGAGCUUCUUCCUGGGGGAGACGCUCAAAUACUUCUUCCUGCUGUUCUCCGACGACCCCGAGCUGAUCAGCCUCGACAAGUACGUCUUCAACACGGAGGCCCAUCCCUUGCCGAUAUGGCCCGACACGCCCCCGGCCGCGGUGUGACGGGGGGCGGGGCAUGCGGAGAGGAAAUGACGGGAGCACAGUUACUUAUCUCAGGGCUUAGGAGGAAACAGAGAUUUUCUUUCUCUCACACCCCUUCACACCCCCUGCCUUGCCAGCUGGACUGCAGUGGAAACAUGCCUUACUUGGAUGGGUCUAUUGCAGGGAGGUGGUUUUUAAUCCAUUGCAAUUGGCCUUAAACGUGUUUUUUUUUUUUCUUAAUUGAUAACUCUGGGAUCAUGAUUGAGGCGAUGGAGCUGGUUACUCCUCAAGUCCUAGAGUGGGACCCCCGCAUACCCCCACUCUCAAAGUUUCAGAGAAGAUUGUGGAGUCUGGGAAGGACUCCCCUGAAACAUCUCUUCCUCCGUCCUUCUCCCUUUUCCAAACUGAAAUCUGAGCCAAAACUGCCACCCUCCUUUGACCCUUGCAUCCUUUGGUGGCCUUGGCCACGCCCCCACCCCGCCCCCUUACCUGCCGAACGAGCGUCAUGCGAGGAGAUGGCGUCCUGCUGGUGAACAACAACCUCGCACUUCAAAACCCUUCCCACUUGUUUAUUCAUGACAGAUGACAAAUUUGAGUCGGUCAUAAGCUGCUAUUGUUUUUGUUCUUCAGUGGCUGACUUCAAAGUAAGCUAGAUUAGAUUUAUUCAUGUCUGUAAGCAAGGGCAUUCUUUCCAGAGCUCUUACAGAAACUAAGCAAGGGUGGCCAUAAAAUGGCAAUUUGCUGUGUAGUGGCUUGUAGAAAACCCGCAGUUACAGCAGUAAUCGUGACGGUGGCCUGGAAUUGAAUGCUUAGGGUGUCCUCUGUUGUUGGGACCACCAUGAGUUGUGAACACAUCAUGGCACUUCUUUUUCCACUUGUUGGUAGUGUCAAAAAAAGAUAGCUUUGAUGUUUUUCUUAUCUUUUUCUAUUAAUGUGUAUUGUGUCUGAAAUCUGACAAAAUGGCGCCUUUUCUACGUGCGCAAACGUUUCAGAGACGUCGGGAGUGUGUUGUGUGGAGAUGUAGUGACUUGCAGAUUGCUGUGCGGUCUCUUCCACUAUAUAAGCAUCGAAAAGUCUUUCUUCCUCUGCUGUAAAUACUAUAAAGAACUUCUAGAGUCAGGAUCCUAACUGUCAAAGAGAUCGUCAAAACCCAUGCAGUGCUGCAUGGGCAAUGCUAGUCUUAAACCACAGAACUGCACAGACGCUGGAGGCCUUCAGCUCUGUCUGUGAUUCACAUUGCCACUCUGCCCUUGACUUUGGAGUUUGGAAUACUCAGAAGAACUCAAGAAACAAGCCUGAUGUUAUUAAUGUAGCAUUAUUGUCAAUACAUAACAGCACAGUAGUUUUUAAGAAAACAUUUCAAAAGGGUUUUUUUUUUUUUUGAAGAAACAAAAUGAGAUUACAAUCAUUCCUCUAAAUAGCCUUGCUUUGACAUUAGUCACAUUAGUCACUUUUUAAUUUUGGACUGCCUGUCAUUUAAUUUGUGACUUUGUUAUUUGUAGCAUCAGCAAGGUUUUUGCACUGAGCAUAGCGCGUGCACAGAAAUGGCUUCAUAUAGCCUACAUUCUAAAUUUGUGACAUGUCUAUUGGAUAAAGUAUAUUUUGUAGACAGUGCAUUUGUUUUUAGGUUGGCUUUCAGAGUAGCGUUAUUGUAAUUUACAGUUAACGCCAUAAAGGAACAUUAGCAUACCUGUUAAUUACAGUACUUUAUUCCUCAGUGGUUUAAAUUCCCUAAAAUGUGGCACCUAUGCAGUAAGCAUUAGCAGGCCUUUUUAACAAGUUUUUCAAAUGUUUAUAUACAGUGUAAUCCUAUAGAUUCUGCCUGUUUCAAUUUUGUUGUGCGUUUCAUUGUUCAUUUGAUCUGUGACUACAUUGGUUCCAUGGCAUUUUCCAAUCGGGUGUUUUGGCAUUUUGCAUAUCUAUGUAACACUGAGGUAUCAAGCGCUUCUCCUUUGGGGCUAUGUGUGUGCUAGCCUAUAUUUAUGUAUGUGUGUGUGCGCAUUUUCUUUCCAGCCAUUCUAGCCUAGGUCCUCCCCACACUAAUUUUGCUAAUGCUGUACAUUAAUCAAUCUUUUAUACAUAUACAUUUAUCAGUUUCUAUAAAAUAAUAUCAGAUGCAGGGAUUAUAUCAAAGGAACCGCUUCAAUGCAUGAUUGCCAAAAUGCAAAAAUGGAGGCGAAGGGUAAUUUAGAAUAAUUUAGAGUAGCAACAAGUGAGCACCAGACUUUCACUGUAGGUGAUUUCACCCCUUAAAGCCAGAAUAUGUGGGGAGUAAUUUGUCUUUUUUGGAGAAUUUGUCAUUUCUCUGCUAGGGGAAAUCUCUUCUUUGAGUUUGAUAUGCGCAGAGUGGCGGCUGAUGGAUGGAAAGCCCCUUUAAUGACAUCACAGGGGAGGAGCUAAAGGUCAGGAGAGUUCAUCCCAUGCUGAUGUAUUAGAGAUGGGGAGAUGUUCAUCCACCGCAUCCUCCAGAUUUUGUGGAGUUUAGAUCCGGGGAACUGCUUUGCAUUCAUGCCCAGAUCCUUCGCACUUUGGGACCCUUGUAGACUGCCGCAGCAUCCUCGCACCUCUGUGCCCAGGCUGAAAAUGGACCAUGUUCUCUGGGGCAGCCAGCUUCCGGCUGCAUUCCCCACCAGGUGUCCACAACUAAUCUUUGCCAACUGAGACAAUGCUCCAUUUCCAAACGUGCCUUCCGCGCUCAGCUGAACAAUGUCCCCGUUGUGAAUUACUGUUGUCUUUUUUCCCCAUCCCAUCUGUGUUCUUUGAUUCCUCAUUCUCAGUGGUAAAUGCUGAUGGCCCUUUUCCCCAUUUCACCAUCGUUUUCUAUUUUUUAAUGUUUACAUUUUUCUUGUGGAUGUAUUUAGAAUGAGAGAGAGAAAGAUAUAUAUAUAUAUUUUUAUUAAUUUAUAAUAUGAAUUUCCUUGGCGGGGGAGGUUCCUAAUCAAGAAGGUUCCUAAUGGUUCAUGUUAUGGCCUAAAGUCCAAUUACAAACAUUUUUGUCAAUUGUUGUACCGUGAUCUGAUUCAGAUGGCCAGGGAUUUUAAAUCAAAUACAAAUCGUAUGCUGAUCAACAAAAAGUAAUUGUUCGGGUGUGGGGUGAUCAUUGUUCUCACCCCUACGGAUUCCCUCACGUUACAGUGGUUUAAAAGGCAGCUUUGCUCGAUCACCUACUUGUGGUUGAUGGGAUGUAUAGUAAAUAGCUGGAUUGUGUUGCGUUUUUACACUCGCUGAAGUUUUUCUCCCAUUUGGGCCUUUAUGUUAUGUUUAAAACCUUUAGUCUGUUGAUGUCACAUGAUCCAAGUGACAUAAUUCAACAUUCUUAGACGUCAUCACAAAAAAAAUAAACAAAUUGGGAGUUAUCCAAUCAUAUUUUUAAAAAGUUUUAAUGGAUUUUCCAUGACACAUCUCAAGUUUAAAAAACAAAUAAAAAAUACACCAAAGACAUGGCUGAUCCUUCCCAAAGACUUUUUAGUCGGUAUUUGCUUCAUAAUGUGGGUGCCACUUUGGCUGUCGUGCAGAAUCUCUGUUGUACACAUGCCAAAACAAUGGCCAGUGCGACUGUCUAAACCUGUUAUUGGAGCAACAUGGAUGCCUGUCAGCCAUCUACAAUCUUGUAUGGAGAAAUAUGUUUUGUACGUGUCAUCUGGGCUACAUUAAAAUAUUGAAAGAA
This is a messenger RNA of Anguilla rostrata (American eel), 6332 nucleotides long. It is a transcript of the gene man1b1b, whose product is annotated as mannosidase, alpha, class 1B, member 1b. Gene Ontology annotation, cellular component: endoplasmic reticulum; membrane. Bases 623 to 2686 code for a protein of 687 amino acids. The record is from RefSeq and is a predicted model, not a curated record. Gene Ontology annotation, molecular function: calcium ion binding; mannosyl-oligosaccharide 1,2-alpha-mannosidase activity. The transcript has 14 exons. Lineage: Eukaryota; Metazoa; Chordata; Actinopteri; Anguilliformes; Anguillidae. Gene Ontology annotation, biological process: carbohydrate metabolic process; mannose trimming involved in glycoprotein ERAD pathway.